GAACAGCUCCGUAGUGUUGUACGGACAGUGCGAUUGGAAGGAUCUUACGGUUCCAGUGAAAGUUUACCAUAUAUAUCUAGAAGGUCUCUAGACGUGAAAACCAGUGAUUCAUUACAAUACCGGUGUUGGUUUUCCCUCAAAGAUAAGUGCAUUUGAAAGCGACGUUAGUUUUUGCAAACUACAAGUGAACAACUCAACAUGGUGGAUGAAGUGAUUGCCAGCAAAAAGCGCAGCUUUUGUGUGAUAGGCGCGGGAACAGCGGGUCUUUGCGCUGCCCGUCAUGCUUUGCAGUCCGGUGGGGAUGUGACGGUGUUCGAGAUGGCCGACCGGCUCGGAGGCACUUGGGUGUUCAACGAGGAGGUGGACAAAAACGAGUACGGGCUGGAUGUGCACUCGAGCAUGUACAAGGGUCUGAGAACCAACUUGCCCAAGGAGAUUAUGGGUUAUCCGGAUUUCCCGAUUCCCGACCAGGACAGCAGCUACAUCCCGGCGGAAGAUAUGCUGAAAUUCUUCCAACUUUUCUCCGAUAGCUACGGUAUAACGGAGCACAUCAAGUUCAGUCAAUAUGUGAUCCGGGUGAAGCCAACCAAGGAUGAGAAACGGUGGGAAGUGAUGGUCCUGGACUGUCCCAAUAACAGACUGGAGACCUACUAUUUUGACUACGUAUUAGUGUGUAACGGCCAUUAUCACACACCAAAGUUUCCAAACUAUCCAGGAAGUGAUAACUACAAGGGAAAACAGAUGCACAGUCAUGAAUAUCGCUGCAACGAUCCGUUUGUUGGCGAAACCGUACUCGUCAUCGGAGCUGGUCCGUCUGGAAUGGAUCUGGCGUACGAGAUUUCCAAAAAGGCCCAACGGGUGACCCUGAGUCAUCAUCUGAAGGACACGCCGAAGACGUUGUUCCCGGACAACGUUAAUCUGAAGCCGGAUGUCGUAAAAAUUACCGAAACGGGUGUCGUGUACGCGGAUGGAACGUCCCAGGAGUUCAGCGUUAUUUGCUACAGUACCGGUUACAAGUACACGUUUCCGUUCCUUAGUUGCGACUGUGGCAUUGUGGUGGAGGAUAACUACGUCCAGAAGUUGUACAAACACUGCAUAAACAUCCGCCAUCCCACGAUGGCCUUCAUCGGAUUGCCUUUUUACGUGUGUGCCGCUCAGAUGAUGGACCUGCAGGCUAGGUUCUGUAUCAAAUUUUUCAGUGGAGAAAAACAAUUGCCCUCCCAGUCGGAAAUGGAACAGGACACGAAUGCUGAGAUGGAGGAACGCUGGAGCAGAGGAUUGAAGAAAAGGCAGGCUCAUAUGAUGGGGCCGCAGGAGGAUCGCUAUUAUGAUGAUUUGGCGAAGACGGCUGGAGUCGAUCCCAUCAAGCCUGUGAUUAAGAAGCUGCAUAAAGUUUGUGCGUUUCGGUUCAGUGAAGAUUUGGUUAACUUUAGGAAGGACAAAUUCCGGAUUGUGGAUGACGAAACCUUCGUCAAGGUGGUUUAAUUUAAUUUUGAUUUGUCAAGUUGUAGUAUAGCAAACAUAUGUUUGGUUUGCAUUAUUUAUGGGGCAGAAGUAUGAUAUUUAUAUAUUGUUAUAGUUAUUCCUCAAUGGAAACCUGUGUUUUCUCUAGAGAUACAUAUUUAACUAGCAAAAUAAACUACUUAUAACAACAUAGA
Molecule: messenger RNA, 1658 nt
Organism: Toxorhynchites rutilus septentrionalis
Lineage: Eukaryota; Metazoa; Arthropoda; Insecta; Diptera; Culicidae
Product: senecionine N-oxygenase-like
Exons: 3
Coding region: 199-1485 (428 amino acids)
Molecular function (GO): NADP binding; N,N-dimethylaniline monooxygenase activity; flavin adenine dinucleotide binding
Source: RefSeq, a predicted model, not a curated record